Messenger RNA from Thyridium curvatum, 1305 nucleotides. RefSeq lists its product as uncharacterized. The record is from RefSeq and is a predicted model, not a curated record. Gene Ontology annotation, biological process: regulation of DNA-templated transcription. Gene Ontology annotation, molecular function: DNA-binding transcription factor activity, RNA polymerase II-specific; zinc ion binding. NCBI's taxonomy places the organism in Eukaryota, Fungi, Ascomycota, Sordariomycetes, Thyridiales, Thyridiaceae. The transcript has a single exon. Bases 1 to 1305 code for a protein of 434 amino acids.
AUGCGGAAGUUGAGAUAUAGCGCCUCUCGGCAAAAGUCUUGCCAACAAUGCUCCAUCGCCAAGGCCAAAUGCGACCGCAACAGAGAACGCUGCUCGCGUUGCGUCGAAAGAAACGUGCCUUGCGUCUAUCCAGCCGUAUCAUCGCCAUUACGACGCAAUGAUAGCACAACGAGCCCGGCUCCCCCGGCUCCUGGAUCUUCUCCAGCCACACCAAACCAGCUGUUUGCUCAUAAUGCCACGCUACCAACGAGCAUCGAUGAAGUUGCUUUGGGAAACAACUCAGACAGGCCGAUGAGCGAUGACACAUCCGUGACCUUCAGUCCGCCGAUCUUCGCGGAACACAUCUCUCCAAAAGCUCCGACGAGCUCCGGCCACCCUCCCGAGCGACCUGAGACGGUAGACUUUUCCCUUGUCAGGCUCAUCUGCCCUAUCGAUGCGGAACAGAUCAGCAAUCGGUGGCUGAACACGUAUGUUCCCGCCCCCGGACAAAGAGUAAAAGUCUAUCCUACCGGCACUACCGUCUUUCUUCGGAGCAUACUGCACUCGUACGCUAGUAUGAGUGCCUCUGGUCGGAACUAUCCUCCUUUUGUUCAUUCUGUUCAGACGGCUGGAACUGCGGCCAAGGCGCCCCUGUCGACCUGCCUCAGCCUGGUGAGGGCUUGCGAGCGACCGUUACCUGGUAGUGAAGAUGCCGUCUUGGACUUGCUCAAGGGCCAGAUGAGCGCCAUCGUCGAUGGCUACAGCACUUAUGAUCAGCCAACCUUGACAGCGGCUUUUCAGGCCUACCUCAUAUACUGCCUGAUGCUGUACUUUAUCUUCGAGACCGAGUCCAAGUCGUUCCUACGACAGGCCAUAGUCAACAUCCAAAUGCUUGCGUCAUCAAGCGCCAAGCAGGGGCUUAUGUGUGUUGCGGAGAUGCAGCACUCCCGCCCCAGCUGGGAGGAGUGGAUUAUCGCCGAAUCCAAGAGGCGGUCCCUCUACACCAUGUAUCUCCUCGACAGCCUACUCUUGAUCGAGGACGGCCUCACCCCGUUUCUCGGCAUCGAGCUACAAGGGCUCUUGGCCCCUGCGCGGAGGUCCUUAUGGGACGCGCAGGAUCGCCACACUUGGGAGAGAGCUUAUAAUAGGCACUUGGCAGAUUGGCCUGAUGCCCAUUUCCGUAUUGACGAGCUGUGGAACUUGGCUCCGGGUGCAGACGUGGCUACGAGAGACGAGAGGAUACGAAGGAUACGACUGUGGCUGGAGGAUGUGGAUAACUACGGGACGAUGAUGUACUCGAUUACGAGUGCUGCGCAUGGAAUCUAG